Messenger RNA from Etheostoma cragini (Arkansas darter), 3641 nucleotides. Its product is annotated as protein THEM6-like. NCBI's taxonomy places the organism in Eukaryota, Metazoa, Chordata, Actinopteri, Perciformes, Percidae. Gene Ontology annotation, biological process: protein polyubiquitination. Gene Ontology annotation, cellular component: nucleus. The coding region runs from base 121 to 3333 and encodes 1070 amino acids. The record is from RefSeq and is a predicted model, not a curated record. The transcript is spliced from 25 exons. Gene Ontology annotation, molecular function: ubiquitin conjugating enzyme activity.
GCGAAGAACAGGUGCAUGCUGGGUGUGGCUAAUCGUAGAAGCUAAAAUGUUCAUGGCCGCGCAUCUUCCAUGUGAUUGCGGAUUUCUGCGUUCGCUGGGUAACGUCGACCCUUAAGUGAGAUGGAUGCGAUAUUUAACAUACUUAAGCAGUUCCGACUGAACUCCUACUACAACCAGUUUGUCCAGUUGGGUGUAAAGGAUGAUACAGAUUUCCUGGAUGGCGUAACAGAUGAAGAUCUGAACAAAAUUGGUUUAAGUCAUGUGGAGAAAAAACGUUUUUCAGCAAUGAAAAACUUCAUUCAAAGACUCAGAGCUCUGAAGCGCCAAGAUCAAACUUUGACGCCUGUGGAAAAACCAUUGGAGUCGUUUUGGCUGCAGUACACGUAUCCCAAAUGUCCUCAACCAAAAUGUGUAGCAGAUAUGGAUCCAGCACAAAACACACUUGAUGAUCUGAUGUUGAGGAUUGGCCAUCUUGAAAGUGUUGGAAAUUCCAAAGGAGUCUGUCUCUACACAGUCGAUGGGAUGCCCUUGACAGAUGAUCCCUACUUCAACACAUGGUCUUUGAAAGACAGAUAUAUUCAAAGUGGAUCUGUGAUUUAUGCCAUAUUCACACCAAAAGAAAACCUGAAACGGGCUCAAAUACCAAAGCAAGAAGUUGUUGAAACCUUUGGAAGAAGUGUGGUUCGAUGCCACAUUAUGCUUAAGGGAGACUUUGAGGUGAUGGUGAACUUGGCAAGUGACACCAUAACCAGCCUGAGUCUCAAGCUGGCAAAUGAAAGUGGAAUCCCAGCACAUGUCCUACAUUACAAAGGUCAACAUUGUGGUGAUGACACUCUGCAAAGUUGUGGGAUCUCUGAAGAGUCAACGGUUAACUUCUCUUUGUCCACCUUUUCUGACAAGACUUCACGCAAUGAGAGAUUCUUCAUUAAUGAUGUUGUGCCUUCAGUCCAACAAACCCAGAAAGGAAUCAGUUUGUUCUUGUCUUCCCUUUUCGCUGUUGAACAUCAUUAUUCAACAGAGAAACUGAAGAAACUGAUUUCCUACAUAAGGAAACUGACUGGAUGUAACCCUCUUGCUCAAAGUUUGCAUCAGUUACUCUGCAGGAAUGAAACGCUAACCAGGAAUCAGAAGAUUGCAGUUGUUGAAGGGUUGUACAUACUCUUCAGAGAGCUUUUGCCUCAGCGUAAAACACUGCAAGAGGAGAAACCCAUUGAAGACCUGAAUGUCUUUGAGAAUUCACUGUACUGCUGGGCACAUCUCUUAUCGGAAGCAAAGAAACUGGCGUCAGACCAGGAGAUCUACGGAACAAUCACUCUUACGUCUGAAGAUGGUAGCCGCUUCUCUGAACCAGUCAGAGUACCUGGACUGCCUGGAGCUUUUGAACGUGCAUAUGUUUGUCAGAAAAUCAAAGAUGGAGAGAAAAUUCCAAAUUGCACUGAAGAGGUUUUGCGAGAAACAUCAAUACAGAGAGCCAGCGACAUUGAGAAAGUGUUGCUCAGCUUGCCUCCAUUCAUCAGAAAUUAUGCUCUUUGGAUUCACCAUGACAACACUGCGGGUCAGAACUUUCAGGUAAACAUGGAGAAGACCUUCGCAAGUAUGGUGGAAGAAUUAAAAUCUCCUGACAAUCAGUACAUCAAUGUGACCCCACCUCUACAUCUGAAGGAGCUAGGGCAGUGCGGGUCGCGCCUUGUUCUACUCAGUGAAGACAACAUUGGCGUAUGUUUGAAUAAAGAAAAAGGAUCCCCUGAUAUGAUCGUAGUGCAUGAUUGUUUGGAUGGCCAUUACAAAACCUUGGAUGUGAAUGAGCUGGCAGCCAGGACUGGCGACCAUAGCGAUGGCCGAACAUUUGUCACAACCAGGACCCCAAAAGAGGCUAUACUGGUGAUGAUAGACACAAGCUCCUCCAUGGAGGAGGAGUGCUAUGAAAGUGCAGAAAUCAAGAAGAUCAAUGCCGUGAAAGAGCUAUUUGACAACUUUGCAACAAGGACCAUGGCUUAUGACUUUUAUCAUGUCAUCGGCCUCGUGAAGUUUGACUCCCUGGUGAAAGUUCUCCACACGUUUACCGAAAAUCUGGAAAGGUUCAAGGAACACGUACGUAACAUUGAGGCCAGUGGAUGUACUCUGCUGUAUGACGCCCUGCGACGUGGGGCAUGUGAGCUGGAAAAAGUCAAGACGAGGUUCCCAGAUUGUAGACUUCACAUCAUUUGUCUCACUGAUGGAAAUGAUUCUGGAUCCUCAAUAGAGCCAGAUGUUGUCACAGCCAAACUGCUAAAAUCUAACAUCAUUGUGGACUCAAUACUUCUUGGAAAUGUGGAGAACAAUAUGCUUCAUGGAAUCAGCAAUGCAACAGGGGGUUGUUGUUUCAAACCACGGACAACCAAAGAGGGUCUGAAGCUCUUUGAGAUUGAGACAGUUCUGUCUUUGGAGCAGAGGAAACUCAAGAAAAAACUUGACCCGUCCUCCAUCAGUCAGCAUAGGUUGUCCAACAUCUUCAUUACUCAUGGGUAUGACAAAUGUCCAGAGAUGUCCUUGCCAAGCCAGUUAAACAGCAAAGUGACAGUGACGGAGAGUGCCCUGAAAAAGAAGCUCAAGGAGUCAAAGGGGAUGUUCCUGGAGAAGGACAAACGUGUCCUGGAUGAGCUGAAGAGCCUGCAUUGCAACCCACAUCCCUUCUUCAGAAUCUUUCCAUCAGAGUCAGACUUUACGUUCUGGAGGAUUCUCAUGCAAGGCCCUCCUGACACACCGUAUAAGAAAGGAGUGUUUGAGCUGUACUGCCAGUUUGGUCCAGACUACCCAGCAAAGCCUCCACUCGUCCGCUUUGUCACACAAGUGUACCACUGCAAUGUAAACAGUGUGGGCCGCAUCUGCCACAACAUAUUUGACCGCAACUACAAUGCCCACAUCACCAUGAGAGAGAUCCUAGAAGCUGUGUAUGGACUGCUCAUCAUCCCUGAGCCUGCCGAUCCACUGGACAGCAUUUUGGCUGAGGAAUUCCUGACGAGCCGUGAGACGUAUGAACUACACGCUGAGAAACAUACAGAGGCAACUGCAGAAAAGUCACUAGAUGACAUGGAGAAACAAUUGGUGGAGUCCGUGCCACAGUUUAUACCCCAACAUCUGAUCUGUCCACUCACCAAGAACAUGUUUGUUGAUCCUGUAAAAACAGUGUAUGGCACCGUGUACGAACGCAAGGCCAUUGAGGAACAUCUAAAGCAACACCCGUACGAUCCGAUGGCUGGCCCCGAACACAAGCUUGAAAUGAGUGACAUCAGAGCGGACAAGGACAUGAAGAAAAUGGUGAUGGAUCAUCGUUCCCGUCAAAUUCAGAUCUAAGUUGCAGCUGAGUAGUUUUUAUUUUUUUUAAAUCAGGUUCUUGUGAAAAAGGAAAUUGGCCAUCUACUCUUAAUUUUGUAUUGCUACAAGUUUUUCUUAGUUAAUUUAUAUUGUAACAUUAUUUAAUUAAUCACUUGGGAAAUGUUAAUGCAGGUCUUUUUCAUUAAUUUUCCUCUUCCUGGCAUUACUUCUACUUUUCAAAUGAACAGUGAUGGACAUUCUUUUUUACUGUUGAAACACUUGUUUCGAGUUGAUUGUGUUUCUGACUUUUGAUUAUUCAGUGUUCUUUAAAAUACUAUCCUAUUUCA